CAUUUGCCUACCACAUAAAUGUUUCAUUUUUUUAUAAUAAUUACGGUAUCUGAAGUUGAGAAAGAAAUCAGAUGUAUGUACAUACAAUCCGUAAAUAGAUAAGUCCACAACAACUGGAUACGGUAACUGGCGAGGAUAGUUUAUAGGUUAUGUUUUCGAAUGUAGAACGCGUGAAAAGAACCCUGAUUUGUGGCCCACCAGAAUUGACGGAAACCUUUAUGUUUGAGGGCGCAGCGCAUUGGGCGAAACAAGGAAGCCGCGUUAUUUACGUGACUCAGAAUCCCAUCGAGUCUCUGCCGCCAAAAUAUCACGAUGGCCCUAAACCAUGUGUUGAUACAUUCCAAUUAAUCAAAUUCAUGUACCUGCCGGAUCAUAAGAGCUUGAUGGAGCUUCUGGUCGAGUUGGACACAUUCGCUUCCUUACCGUCAGCGCUGCUUAUCGACAAGCUAGAUAACUACACCGAGCCUACGACUGCCCAGGGUGACUACGAUGUUCUUCUCGCCAAAACGUGUUCCUUCAUUAUCGACGCGAUGAACGCGUGUUCCCGUAUUCUUGGGAAGAAUGUUCACGUCUGCGCGUCUAUCCGACCAGAAGCAGUCGGCAAAGUACAUUUCGUCUAUUUUGAUAACGUCUGGAAAUUUUCUAUCGACGACAACCCCGCCGACCCGGUUAUAACUUUGCAAAAAGCAUUUUGCACGAACGGUGACCAGUCGUUCAAAUUUCGCAACCUGGACGACCGGACUGUUGUUCUCAAACAAGUUUUAAGACUAGUUGACGAUCAUUGAAGAGCGGGACUCUAAAUUAAUAGUAAAGGCGGUUCGGAUUAAAGCUACAGAUUUUGUUUUCAUUUGUUUUUUCACAUUACACUUUAGCAUUCCACGAAAAUGAAUCCAGUAAUGUGAUUACAGUCAAUUUAGUGGAAUUUUAGUCCACAUAUCUAAUGAAUCAUUCAACAGUUUCCUCUGAAACUCGCAGAAAAAGUUUCUUUAACGUACCGGCACUUC
Molecule: messenger RNA, 1004 nt
Organism: Diprion similis
Lineage: Eukaryota; Metazoa; Arthropoda; Insecta; Hymenoptera; Diprionidae
Exons: 3
Coding region: 150-785 (211 amino acids)
Biological process (GO): double-strand break repair via homologous recombination
Cellular component (GO): Shu complex
Molecular function (GO): single-stranded DNA binding
Source: RefSeq, a predicted model, not a curated record